AUGAAGACCCAGCACCCACUCCCGGCCGCCGGAAAGCCGAUCGCCGCCCCAUACCCCCUCAUCGGCCUCCUCUCCCACGCGUUCCUCUUCGUCUCCGGCCUAACUCUAGGCAUCGUCCUCUGCUUCCACUACAAGACCUUCUCCUUCAACCUCCACGUCACCAACGGCCAGUUCUCCAUCUUCACAUCGCAGCCGCUCGCCGACCAGCAUCCGCCGCCGCCGCCGAUGUCGGAGCCGAACCGAACGGCGGCGGGAGGCGGCGCGGUGACGUGGACGGACUUUCUGGAGCCGCCGGGGGUGAUGCACGGGAUGACCGACCGGGAGCUGACGUGGCGGGCGUCGAUGGCGCCGAAGGCGGCGGGCUUCCGGCCGGGACGGCGGGCCAAGGUGGCGUUCAUGUUCCUGACACGUGGGCCCGUGGUUCUGGCGCCACUGUGGGAGAUGUUUUUCAAGGGGCACCGUGGGCUGUACUCGGUGUACGUGCACUCGGAUCCAAACUACAACGGGUCGGAGCCUGAAGGGUCCGUCUUUCACGGAAGGAGGAUUGAUAGUAAGGAAGUGAAAUGGGGGAACGUGAACAUGGUAGAGGCAGAGCGUCGGCAGUUGGCUCAUGCUCUCCUCGACGUAUCGAACGAGAGGUUCGUCCUCUUGUCGGAGUCGUGCAUCCCACUUUACAACUUCUCCACCGUCUACUCCUACCUCCUCGGCUCCAACUACACCUAUGUUGAGUCAUACGACCUCCCGGGCCCAGUGGGCCGCGGCCGCUACAACCCCAACAUGGCCCCGACCCUCCUCCUCACCCACUGGCGCAAGGGCUCUCAGUGGUUCACGAUCGACCGACACCUGGCACUUGAGGUCGUCUCUGACUCGAGCUACUUCUCAGCCUUCAAAAGCUAUUGCAACGGGUCGUGCUACGCGGACGAGCACUACCUUCCCACCCUCGUUGGGGGCGUGCUCUCGGGCGGGUUCGCGGAGAGGAACGCCAACCGAACACUGACGUGGGUCGACUGGUCGAGGGGAGGCCCCCACCCGGCUAAGUUCAUCCGCACGAGUGUGAACCCGGGUUUCCUCGAGUGGUUGAGGGGGGGAGGGGGGAGGAGGUGCGUGUACAACGGGAGGGUCACAGGCCGGUGCUACCUAUUCGCGAGAAAGUUCACGGCCGAUGCGUUGUAUAGGCUGAUCAGGUUUGCGCCUCGAGUCAUGCACUUCAGUAGGUAG
Messenger RNA from Striga hermonthica, 1218 nucleotides. Lineage: Eukaryota; Viridiplantae; Streptophyta; Magnoliopsida; Lamiales; Orobanchaceae. The record is from the annotation of a GenBank genome assembly.